AUGUCAUCACACACCUCUCAAGUCGAUAAUACAAUCAAUCUUCUUCUCUUAGGUAUUUCGGAGUCAGGUAAAUCAACCCUCUUCAAACAAGUCAAAAUAUUACAUCAAAAUGGUUACACCAAAGAAGAAUUAUCUUCCUUCACCAAAACCAUUCAAGACAAUUUAAUUCUUGGAAUGGCUGCUUUGAUGGACCUUGUACAACAUUCCCUUUCUCAGAAACAAGUCAUCACCACCAGCCCUAACAACACUCCCUUCGUUCUCGAUCAGGAACAACAAGAAUUACUUCGCACUCAUACACAACACAUUCUCAGAAAAUCAAACGAUGAUGACAAGAACGGUUCUACUUCUUCUUCUCAUCUCUCCUAUGAUCCCUCUAAACUUGCUUCUCUUCGUUUCCUUUGGCAACAUCCCUAUGUCCAACAUGUGUUUCAUCAACGACACGGAAAGGUUUCCAACCAUAACAACAACAACAACCACUCUAAUAGUAGUAGUGAUCAACCAUCAGCAACCUCCUCAUGGUCGUAUCCUCUCAUUGACAAUUUGGCUUAUUUCAUGAAUCAUUGCGAACGUAUUGGUGCUGCUUCCUAUGUUCCGUCAGUGGAGGACGUGUUGCAUUGCAGAUUGAGAACCACUGGAGUUCAUGAGACUAAAUUUGAAUUUGGAGGAUUGUCCAUGCGUUUGGUCGAUGUUGGUGGACAACGUAAUCAGAGAAAGAAGUGGAUUCAUGUCUUUGACAAUGUGACAGCUUUGAUAUUUGUUGUUUCUCUCGUGGAAUAUAAUCAAGUAUUGGAAGAAGAUCCUACAACCAUUAGAAUUCGAGAAAGCAUGUUGUUGUUUGAAGAAUUGGUGAAUUGUAGUGUUUUCUAUGACAAGCCUGUCAUGUUGUUUUUGAACAAGGUCGAUCUAUUUAAUGAUCUGAUCAAGAAAGUGGACAUUUCUGAACAAUGUUUCAAGGACUAUCAUGGUAAAAAACAUUCAGCACCAGAUGCUAUUCAAUUUAUUGCAGAAAAGUUCAAAAAAUUGAGAGAAAAUAAGGAUGCCGAUGUUUUUGUUGAAGUCACCUGUGCCGUCGAUACCAAUAAUAUUAAGAAGGUGUUAGAGAAUUUGAAGACCAUUAUUCUGAAAGAGAGUCUUUCUUCAAAAUAA
Molecule: messenger RNA, 1146 nt
Organism: Naegleria fowleri
Lineage: Eukaryota; Heterolobosea; Eutetramitea; Acrasida; Naegleriidae
Exons: 1
Coding region: 1-1146 (381 amino acids)
Biological process (GO): adenylate cyclase-modulating G protein-coupled receptor signaling pathway
Cellular component (GO): heterotrimeric G-protein complex
Molecular function (GO): G-protein beta/gamma-subunit complex binding; G protein-coupled receptor binding; guanyl nucleotide binding
Source: RefSeq, a predicted model, not a curated record